This is a messenger RNA of Tribolium castaneum (red flour beetle), 5320 nucleotides long. RefSeq lists its product as uncharacterized. Bases 4401 to 5306 code for a protein of 301 amino acids. NCBI's taxonomy places the organism in Eukaryota, Metazoa, Arthropoda, Insecta, Coleoptera, Tenebrionidae. The record is from RefSeq and is a predicted model, not a curated record. The transcript has 2 exons.
AAAAUAGCUACAACAUCAGGGGAUUCCCAUAUUUUGCGUCGGGGGAAUCCCUGAAAUGGCGCAUGCGCAGACGAAGUGAAUUUGAACCGGCACAGCAUAUCUACUUACAUCAUAUCAGUUUUUAUCUAAAUUAUUAUUCUGCCCAUGAAACAAGCAAUAACCUAAUAGUUAUUGGUUACUAUUGUGAAUGUCUUACCUUCUUCGCAGGAAUGGUCGCUUAUAUUAUAGCAUUUUCUAUUAUCAAUCUAGUGCGGUUUGAAAAUAUAAUGGCACGCGAAUAGUUAUAGUUCAUGUGGGUACCAAAACGCUUGAUACUGUACCCUGAUGGAGACCUUUUGUGGAAGUGAUUUACAAUUUUACCAAAAUUCAUGGGAAAAAAGCUGCCCCAAUAUCAAAACAAAAAUUAAAAAUCAACGACAGAUUUUCUCAAAAAUUGAAUUAGGCACUUCGAUGCACUACCUCAAAAUACACCUAUGGACCAAAAAUCGUUGACAUUAGACUAUAGUUAACUAAGCGAAAGUGAAAAAACACGCCACACAAGUAAUCAUUUUAAAAAUUGGUCAAAUCGUUCUUCUAUACAAUAAAAUCACAUACGAUUUUUUUAGAAUGUUAGAUAAAUUACAAAGAGGUGAAAAGUGCCUAAGUGUAAAACUUGACGAACCCGGUAUAAUGAAGCACACUUUUUGCGCGUCACUUCGCCACUUGACAGGAAGAUAUUUUGAGGUUAGAAUCAUUCACAUUUUGUGAACAAGGAUAUAAGAGUGCACUUGAUGAUGGUGAAAAAGCAGAGAUUGUUUUGGGAAAAGAGGGACAAGUCAAUUAGUAUAAAUUUUUUCAUCAUUGUAAAAGGGUUCUUUUUGUGUAAAGCGAUAUAAGUACAUUCAGUUCGUUCUACACUAAAUAUAUCUUCAUAAAAUAAUGCGAAAAGAGAAUUAAGUAGACUUACACCGUUGAACCGAAUUUUUCCAAGGAAGACUUGUCCCAUAUCAACGGUGUAUGUUCACUUAGAUCUCUUAACACUAAAGUCGGUUGUAAAAACGAACAUGUACCGAAAAACACAAUGAGAGAAUAUUAUAAUAGAAACAGCCUCGACUUAUAUCACUGUUCCCAAUGGCGGAAAACUUAUUACAAGUGGCACUUGUGGAGAUAUCUCAUUUUGCACUAUUUGGUGACUAAUACCACUUUUCCCGACGGACCGCCAAUUAUUCUAAUUACCGACCAACUCCGACUAACCUCCGCUCCUCGUAUUCCGUCAGUUUUAUUAAGCUUCGGUUGGCUGACUUUACUAAAAUGGCGGUCACCAUUCUUUAUAGAAUUUAUCAUCAGCAAAAUCGACAUUUCGAACCUCAACGAAUUACCGAAUACCAAGAGGUUGAUCCAAUACAUCAACUAAAAAUUACUCAACCAAGAUCUGUUGGUCUUUCCUGGAAUUUCGUAUAAACCGUCAAAAUCCCCAAACCGCAGAUUUUCCGUACGACAACAGGUUAGUGUAAAAACUCACAAUAAAAGGUAUGGUGUUUCUUUUAUAAUACUCUUCGUUUUUCACUAAUUCAUUAUUGUAGAAUUCUAGUUUUGCAACUUUGAGUGGUGUUUCUGAGGACAAUUGAUUAGUUUCAAGUUCUUUUUUAGAUCUGCUUCUUUAUUAUACAUUUUAUUAUGAAGCAUAAUAAAUUCCAGAAGUUUAAUAAAAUGGGAAUAACAUUUGCUCUUUUUGUAUAAAAUCUUCUCAUUCAAAUAUUUAAAUUCAUCGUUUAUGUUAACAUUCUGUAAAUUUUCACCUUCCAUAUCACAAAAUUUAUUUUGUAUUGUUUUUAAUAAUAAUAACAAUAAAAUAAUAGAGAGAUAACAUGAAUUUACCUCAACCACAGAGAAAAGGAUUACCGUGUACAAAAAAAAUAGGAACAGAAAUAAGAAACGAUGAUUUGUGACACAAAUAAAAGGUAAAAUAAAAUAUAUAUUUAAAUUCCGCUAUGCAAGUGUAAUGUAAGGUAUGCACAGGGUUCGGGAAUCAACAUCUGUGCCAGUGAUAGCUAUUUAUUUAAAUGGACCACGAGAGUAUCGAUAUUAAUAAUUACAAUUAUAAUGAACAAUGAAUAAUCCCCCAUUGAUAAUUGAUGAAUGCCAAAUUAAUUUGUCUAAACUACUUGAUUGAUGCUUUGUCGCAAUAAUUGAUAUGUAAUAUUAUUACGUGCUAGUUUUUUCUUCAUUACGUGCAUGUCUCAUAAUGUCAUGGUUACUAGUCAACAAACGAUUGCGUUCUUGCCUACUUACUACUAUGGGAGUAGAAAAAGAAUUUUACAACUUUGUUGUUUUAGAGAGUUAGUACCAAAAAAGUUUAUAUGCAACACUUCCGCAAAUAGUUUUUGCGGACUCAUCUGUUAAGGGCUCGGCUCCUUUGUCGUCUCGUCCCUAAUCCUAUUCGUCCGCUAAAACUGUAUUUUGCGGACUAGUUACAUAAAUAACUAUAAAAAUAGCAGGAUAGCUGCUAUUUUAAAAUGGUUCGGCAUUUUUUCUUCGCUCGCUCGCCUCGUUUCUGCAAAUUAAGGGAUUUUUUCCUGCAGAAGGUGUAAUUUUUAGCACUUAAAAAUUUUACGAUGGCAGCCGUAGCAGCUUUUCCAAAAAUCAAUUGUGCAUUGUGCUUGAAACCAAUGAUAAUAUGGCCACCACUUUAGAGGAUUACGUGAUUGUUAUAGGUAAUAUAGUGUCGUGCUCGAAAAAUCGCGUGUGUUUUAAAGACUAAUUAUCCACGAAUACUCUAUCGUUUUUUUAUUGGUACACUUUGGGAUUAUAAAUACUGAUAUUAAUAUUACAAAAAUUGGAAAUAAUAUAAUGUGAGAUCAGAAUACCCUUCGUUGUCAUGGAAUUGAUUGUCAUUAUAAUAAAAAAUCAUUGAAAAGUUGCCAUUUAUCUUCACGUUUCUUGGGUUAUUGAUGUUGCCAGGGACAGUUCAAUAAACACGUGUUUUUGAAAGUUCGGUUUAAAUAAGGAUUAAAUAAGCAAAAUACAGGGUGAUUCUGAAAUAGACCGACAAAAUUGAUUCUUAAUGAGUGAUGAUUAUUUCUGAAAUGUUUUUUCAAUUGUUUGCCCCUUCAUAAAAUAAAUUAAUUUUAUAAAUGUUUAUAAAUAAAAUAAACAUAUCCCACGAACAAUUAAACUCGAAAACGUGGAACUCGAAACGUGGAAUACUGGUUUUUAUGAAACUAUGUUGCGCGUGGCUGAGGCUUCGCCCCAGUUAACUAGAAGGAAACAUACCCCACGACCAAUUAAACUCGAAAACGUGGAACUCGACAUGUGGAAUAGUGUUUUUUAUGGGGGGAGCUAGGGCGCCGCACAGUUUGUAGCCGUAACUAAAAGGAAAUAUACACCUCGAUUGUUAAAUUAACCUCGAAAACGUAGCAUUCACAAAAAAAUACCUUGUUCACCAUUGAUAUAUCAAAUUUUCUUUCAAUAAUUUUUCAACAUAAAAAUGCCCUAAUUUAACCGACCUCGCAUCUCUUGUAAUAACCGAAAUCUCCAUGGUGGAGCUCAAAAAACGGACACACCUGUAUAAAUUAUUAACAAUUCUGGUAUGAUUUCCGGGAAAUACUGCAUGUUGACCCGAUUUCCCUCAAACGAUAAAUGUAAUUUGAAUCUUCCGAAAUUUUUUGCCCCAUAUUUAAAUAAGGAAUCAGAUGAUUCUUGAUAAUGUCCUUCACUAUUGUCUUCCGUCGAAUUAUUUGUUUUUGCAUUGUCUCUGUUCAAAUGCAAAAUUCCUUUUUGCGUAGUUGAUUCGCUUCCGUCUGCUAUCAGUUGUUUUAGCUAUUCUUUUUUGAUUUCGCAAGUAAUUACUGCACCAUUUUCUUCUCCUUCAGUUUCACUCCGUGCAACAAUAAAAAAAGUCAGCGAAAUAUUUCUAACAUCUUCAAUCGAAUAAAUAGAACAAAGUAAAAUUUUUACUUAAACUUCUAACAUAAAAGUAUCUAGUCCUUUUGCUCUCUGCCCCUUUUGAAUUUACAGGAUUUUUUAUGAAGUGAGCCACAUCACACCUUAUAAAAGUUUUUGGGUUAUGAUUUUGAUGAUUAAAGAGAAUCUUGUAUUAGCUGAGUAGUAAAGGCGGCACAUUUGUGAGGGGCUCAUGAACCACCUGUCGCAUAAAAAAUAAGAUUGAUAAGAUAUGUGCGCUGUACUUUUUACAUUGCGGUAUAUGGUUUCACAAAAGGGUCUCAUUAUGCAGCUGUCAUCAUAACAAUAUAUCUUGUUCGUGGAAUUUUAAGUGGCGCUGUACUUUUACAUCGUUGCAAUAUGGUUUCAGCUGUACUUUAAGUUUCCUAUUAAAGGCUUGAAAAAUUCAAGAGAAAUACUCAGUGUUGUACUGUUCAAGUGUGUUUUUUCCGAAGAAGAUCUCCUGGUUAAAAUUCAAGAUGACUGGAAAACGUAUCUCUCUAACUCCAUUAAAAAAAUCGGCUCCUAAGCGUCUGAAACCGCAGGAAGUCAUCGAAAAAGUGUCGGUAUCACUUCCAUCAACUUCUACUGCAGUGGAAACUAGGGCACUUGUUAGUUCUCCAACUCAUAGUUACACGCCCCAAGAUGUAAUAACCCCUGACGAAUGGUCUGAUUCAUCGUUGGAGCAAUCGUUGAUUCAGCUGGUUGAUAAAGUGGAAAAAGAUGAAAGGGAAAAACUGGAGCGAAUGAUAGCUAAUGAAAAACAUCGUCUGAUCCACGAGACUGUGUACCCGAUAACAAGGUCCGGCAGUAAGUUUGUAUCAAUUGGGGUUAAACCACUCGAAGAUUAUCGUCCAGUGCUGAAGAUUCAUAACCCGGAGCUAACAUCAGCAGCAAUUUUUUCGAUGGAUACUUUUACCGAAUUUGUGCAAGACAUGCGUAAAGUGUUGGAGUGCGGGUCCGAAUCAGUGCUGGAGGGUCAAAUUUUUGCCGUAUUAAGUGAUUACGUGGCUAUUAAAUGUAAACACAAUUCUGUACAAUUUUUACCGACGUUACCGUCCGUGUAUAAAAGUUUAUUCUUAUCAGUGGAGACCAUUAGAGUUUUGACAAAAAUGGGUGAUCACUUAUUAAAUGUUUUACAAGGACGAAAGAUUCAGUACAAAAGUUAUCCCUGUUACAGUGGUUUUAUAAAUAAUGUUGAUUUAGAAAUGUUGUCGAAGAAUCCAUCUAAUUUUAAUGAAACACUUUUUGAUGUAAUUAAAGAUAGGUACGAUGAUAAUGGUGUAUUGUAUGAAAUAAUAUUAAAAAUGCCUGUUAAUGUUAAAACGGACGUAAAUGCUAGAGUUGCUUAUUAUAGACACCACAAUGACUAUAACUGUUUGUAAAAUUACCAAUAAUA